AUGUGGCAGAGUUACUGUUAUACAUUUCUGAACAGUUUCUUAUCUUUUCUUUCUUUACAGCAAUAUUAUAGGAUGUGGCAGAGUUACUAUUAUACAUUUUCUGAACAGUUUCCUUAUCUUUUCUUUCUUUACCUUAAUAUUAUAGGAUUUUUUUAUCUUUUCUUUCUUUACCUUAAUAUUAUGGGAUGUGGCAGGUUACUGUAUACCAUUUCUGGAACAGUUCCUUAUCUUUUCUUUCUUUACCUUAAUAUUGGGAUUUUUCCUUAUCUUUUCUUUCUUUACCUUAAUAUUAUGGGAUGUGAUGUGGCAGAGUUACUAUUAUACAUUUCUGAACAGUUUCCUUAUCUUUUCUUUCUUUACCUUAAUAUUAAGGAUGGGAUUUUCCUUAUCUUUCUUUCUUUUACCUUAAUAUUAUGGGAUGUGCAGAGUUACUAUUAUACAUUUCUAAUUCAGUUUCCUUAUCUUUUCUUUCUUUACCUUAAUAUUUUUCCUUAUCUUUUCUUUCUUUACCUUAAUAUUAUGGGAUGUGGCAUAGUUACUAUUAUACAUUUUCUGAACAGUUUCCUUAUCUUUCUUUCUUGCCUUAAUAUUAUGGGAUGUGGCAUAGUUACUCUUGCCAUUUCUGAACAGUUUUCUUGUCUUUUCUUUCUUUGUAAUAUUUUUCUUUAUCUUUUCUUUCUUUACCUUAAUAUUGUGGGAUGUAGCAUAGUUGCUAUUAUACAUUUCCUGAGAACAGUUUCCUUAUCUUUUCUUUCUUUACCUUAUUAUUAUGGGAUGUGGCAGAGAUUACUAUUUAUUCUGAACAGUUUCCUUAUCUUUUCUUUCUUUACCUUAUUUUCUUAUCUUUUCUUUUUUCUUUGCCUUAAUAUUAUGGGAUGUGGCAGAGUUACUGUAUACAUUUCUGAACAGUUUCCUUAUCUUUUCUUUCUUUACCUUAAUAUUAUAGGAUGUAGCAAAUUACUGUAUACAUUUCCUGAACAGUUUCCUUAUCUUUUCUUUCUUUACCUUAAUAUUUAUAGGAUUUUCCUUAUCUUUUCUUUCUUUACCUUAAUAUUAUGGGAUGUGGCAGAGUUACUAUUAUACAUUUCUGAACAGUUUUCAUAUCUUUUCUUUCUUUACCUUAAUAUUAUGGGAUUUCCUUAUCUUUCUUUCUUUAAUAUUGUGGGAUGUUGGCAGAGUUACUGUUAUACAUUUCUGAACAGUUUCCUUUCUUUUCUUUCUUUUACCUUAAUAUUAUGGGAUGUGGCAGAGUUACUAUUAUACAUUUCUGAACAGUUUCAUAUCUUUUCUUUCCUUAAUAAUAUUAUAGGAUGUAGCAUAGUUACUGAUGUGGCAGAGUUACUUUAUUAUACAUUUCUGAACAGUUUCAUAUCUUUUUCUUUCUUUUACCUUAAUAUGUAUGGGAUAUGGCAGAGUUUUAUUAUACAUUUUCUGAACAGUUUUCCUUAUCUUUUCUUUCUUUACCUUAAUAUUGAACAGUUACUUUACAUUUCUAUCAGUUUUCUUUCUUUUUCCUUAAUAUUAUGGGAUGUGGCAGAGUUACUGUAUACAUUUCUGAACAGUUUCCUUAUCUUUUCUUUCUUUUACCUUAAUAUUAUGGGAUGUGUGAGUUACUAUUACAUUUCUAACAGUUUCAUAUCUUUCUUUCUUUACCUUAAUAAUAUUGUAGGAUGUAUGAGUUGCUAUUAUACAUUUCUGAACAAGUUUCUUAUCUUUCUUUCUUUUACCUUAAUAUUGUGGGAUGUGCUUGCAGAGUUAUAUUAUACAUUUCUGAACGGUUCCUUAUCUUUUCUUUUCUUUACCUUAAUAUUUUUAUUAUUCUUUUUCUUUCUUUACCUUAAUAUUUUGGGAUCUUCUCCUCUUAUUCUUUUUAUACAUUUUCUUAACUUUUUCCUUUCUUUUCUUUCUUUACCUUUUUGGGAUUUACUUUAUACAUUUCUCUUCCUUAUCUUUCUUUUCUUUACCUUAAUUUUAUGGGAUGUGGCUUAUUCUACUGCCAUUUCAUUUCAGUUUAUUCUUUUCUUUCUUUACCUUAAUAUUAUGGGAUGUCUCCUCUUUAUUAUUUUUUUUCUGAACAGUUUCCUUAUCUUUUUCUUUCUUUCCUUUAAUAUUAUUUUGUGUGAUUACUUAUUCUUUUCUGAACAGUUUCCCUUAUCUUUCUUUCUUUACCUUAAUAUUUCUUAG
Messenger RNA from Acanthosepion pharaonis, 2184 nucleotides. The record is from the annotation of a GenBank genome assembly. NCBI's taxonomy places the organism in Eukaryota, Metazoa, Mollusca, Cephalopoda, Sepiida, Sepiidae.